UAUGUGCGUGUGUGUGUUUGAUGACUGCGGGAAAUUGGCUGCCGUAUAUAAUUCGCAAAUAAAUCGCUGAAAAUGGCUAAAAAGAAAAGUGAAGAGCAUUCGGGAGCCGAUGCAAACGAUAGCGAUUACACUGAGGAGCCAAACUUCGAUGAUCCUCCCAAUUUUGUGGACAAUAUCAGCGAUGAAGAUUUACUUGGAGACAUGCUGGCGCAACGCCCAUCGGAGGCCGAUGGUGUCGAGAGUGUCGUUGUGGUCGACAACAUGCCAAAAGUGGAACCGAGCCGCCUCGAGAAACUAAAAUCGGUUAUCAACAAGCUGUUUUCUCAAUGCGGUGAAAUUGUCAACGUUGUCUAUCCCGUCGAUGAAGAGGGCAAGACAAAGGGCUAUGCGUUCAUGGAGUAUAAGACCGCAAGCCAGGCUGAGGAUGCGGUCAAGAAGCUGAACAACCAUCGUCUGGACAAGAAUUACACCUUUGCUGUCAAUUUGUUUACAGACUUCCAAAAGUAUGAAAAUAUACCGGAGAAGUGGGAGCCGCCAACGGUGCAACCUUUCAAGGUACAGAGCGAUCUGUACAAUUUCAUAAACGAUCCCGAUGCCUACGAUCAGUACUGCGUGGCGGCAGAGACAGCGCCCAAUUGCGUGCAGGUUGGCUUCUGGCAGAAUACUCUCCCAGAACCUAAUGAGCUAGAGACGCGUGAACGUUUUACUGACACUUUUGUCAAGUGGUCUCCGUUGGGCACAUAUGUGGUCACCUUUCACAAACCUGGAGUCGCCAUUUGGGGAGGCAGCAGCUUCCAAAAGAUUCAAAAGUUUCCGCACCCUGGAACUCAAUUCGUUGAGUUUUCGCCCUGCGAAAAUUACUUGGUUACGUAUGGUCCGACGCCCACCGGCCAAAAGAUCAUCAUUUGGGACAUACGUACCGGCACUGAGAAGCGUUCCUUUGUGGGUGAUGGGAUGUCAGUGUUGUCAAUGUUCCGCUGGUCGCACGAUGACAAAUUUGUGGCACGCAUGGGCGAAAACUCGAUACACAUUUACGAGACACCAUCGUUUUAUUUGCUGGAUUUAAAAUCUAUCAAGAUUCCGGGCAUACGCGGCUUCUCGUGGUCGCCUACGGACAACGUAAUUGCCUACUGGGUGGAAGAACAGAAUCAGAUACCCGCACGCGUGACGCUAAUGGAGAUUCCCAAAAAGCGGGAGACACGCAACAAGAACCUCUUCCACGUGGCCGACUGUAAGCUUCAUUGGCAAAAAUCUGGCGAUUAUCUAUGCGUCAAGGUUGAUCGCUACUCUAAGUUGAAGAAGGACAAGAAGGAGCUGGAUGUCAAGUUUCUGGGCAUGUUUUACAACUUUGAGAUAUUUCACAUGCGCGAAAAGGAAAUACCCGUGGAUUCGGUGGAGAUACGCGAGCUAAUCCUCGCUUUUGCCUGGGAGCCCAUAGGUAACAAGUUUUCCAUUAUACACGGCGAGCCCAAUUCUUCGAACGUUAGCUUCUACGAGGUCAACAAGGGUGUUAAGCCAAGCUUGGUCAAACGCCUGGAGAAGAAGUCAUGCACUCAUCUGUUCUGGUCGCCACGUGGUCAGUUCAUAGUGAUGGCCAAUCUUACCAUGGGCACCUUUGAGUUUGUUGAUACAACCAACGAUUACAUCAUAAGCGCAUCACCGGAUCACUUCCGCGCCUCCGAGGUAGAAUGGGAUCCAACUGGUCGCUAUGUCGUUACUGGCGUCUCGUCUUGGAAGGUCAAAGAGGAUACGGGCUUCAACAUGUACACCUUCCAGGGUCGCAUCAUUAGGCGCACCAUUUUGAAGAACUUCGUUCAGUUCCUCUGGCGCCCGCGACCGCCGACGCUUCUCAGUGAAGAGAAGCAGAAGGAGAUAAAGAAGAACCUGAAGAAGUACUAUCCUGUAUUUGAGCAGAAGGAUCGCCUCCGCUUGACCCGUGCCUCCAAGGAGCUGCUCGAGAAGCGCUCGCAGCUGCGUGAGACUUUCAUGGAGUACCGCAACAAGCGCAUUGCAGAGUGGAAGGAUCAGAAGAGCCGUCGCGUCAUGCUCAGAGGGCAUGUGGAUACGGAUAAUUUGGAAACUGAUGAAGUCGAUGAGGAAGUUGUUGAAUUUUUAGUCAAGGAAGAAAUAACCCUGCUAGAGUAGACGACCCCCAAAACUGCGCCCACGUCCUCCCCCUGUUUUCACAUUAAUUAAAGCUGGUGGCUCAGACUUGCGACGCAACGUGACAACGUCCCGGCAACCUCCACUUGUCGGGAUUCUUCUGCAAACACGUAUCGCGUCAUUAAUAUUGCAACUAAGCGUAACCAUAUUAAAUAGCUUGCGUUACAUACAUAUGCACACAUAUACAUACACCUAUAUCUAUAUAAAUUUGAUCCUUAAGCACAAAAGUAACGUCACAUAAUUUUAUAACUAAAGUCAAGCUCACGAACAACUUUAUAACUGGAUAGAAUCGAGCACACCCAACAAACAACAUGUCCGAGACCACAUUGUCAGCCAUUAGAAGUAAAUUUGCAUUGUAUUUGUAUGUUAACAGCAAAAAGAAAAGGAAAGCGAAACGGCGUGUAUAUUUAAAUUUUUAAUGAGGGCGGGCGGGCCAACAACUCAAACUGAAAUAAAAGCCAGUUGCCAUUCGAA
Molecule: messenger RNA, 2637 nt
Organism: Drosophila novamexicana
Lineage: Eukaryota; Metazoa; Arthropoda; Insecta; Diptera; Drosophilidae
Gene: eIF3b
Product: eukaryotic translation initiation factor 3 subunit B
Exons: 4
Coding region: 73-2145 (690 amino acids)
Biological process (GO): translational initiation
Cellular component (GO): eukaryotic translation initiation factor 3 complex
Molecular function (GO): translation initiation factor activity; translation initiation factor binding; RNA binding
Source: RefSeq, a predicted model, not a curated record